CUUCCUUGGUAGAAUCAACGUGAUCGUGGUAUUAACUAUAAAGUAUAUAGGUAGUAGUAUGAUGUAUUUGCAAUCUUUAAGUAUAUCAGUACAUGAGAGUUUUCUAUUAUGAAAGCUUUUCAUUGUUACCUGAAGUAUAAAAAAACACAAUUUCUUUUUUAAUACAUUAUAUUAGAAAGAAACAUUUAGUAUGAGUCUUUAGCUCAAUAUAUUACAUGUUUAUCUAUAUUAUUUGUCUAUAAUUGUAUUACGUAUUUAUAAAAUACUUAAAAAUAUUUGUGCGUUAAAUCUAUCAUAACAAAUUAAAAAAAUAAUGGAGAUGGAUUAUGAUGAGGAUCGUGGAGCUUGGACAGAAGAAAUGACAAGAAGUGAAGAAUGCAUAGGAGAAGAUAGUUUUGAUAAUCCUCAAGAGAUAUUAAAUGAAUGCUUGGAUAAAUUUAAAACACCAGAUUACAUUAUGGAGCCUGGUAUCUUUGCACAACUUAAAAGAUAUUUUCAAGCUGGUGGAAACCCAGAACAAGUGAUAGAGUUGUUAUCUAAAAACUAUACAGCUUGUGCUCAAAUGGCAAAUCUUCUUGCAGAAUGGCUUAUUCUCGCUGGAGUUAAAGUUACAGAUGUACAAGCAAUGGUAGAAAACAACUUAAAAGAUAUGAUAUUGAAAACAUUUGAUCCCAAAAAAGCAGAUAAAAUCUUCACAGAGGAGGGUGAAACUCCUGCUUGGUUAACGGAAAUGAUACAACAUCCUACUUGGCGGUCACUUAUUUACAGACUUGCAGAAGAAUAUCCUGAUUGCUUGAUGUUAAACUUCACUAUAAAGCUUAUAUCUGAUGCUGGAUUUCAAGGUGAAAUUACAAGCAUUUCAACAGCUGCACAACAAAUUGAAGUAUUUUCACGAGUUUUAAAAACUGCAAUUGCUGGAUUUUUGCAAAAUACAGAAGAUUGGCAGUCAAGUAUACAAGAAUGUGCAAAAAUGGUAUGUCAUGGACAACACACUUACGUCUACAGUCAAGUAUUGUUGCAAAUUCUUGCACAAGAAUCACGUGGUGGAUUUAUGAUGAAAAGGCUUUCUCAGGAAAUCACUAAAUGCGCUCAACAGAACCAUCAUGAUGUUACUCCAAUAACAAUGGCACUUAAUGGAGCUUCAAGUAGCCCUAGUGCAUGUCAAGCACUUGCAUCCAUGUUAUCACGGAAUACCUUAAAUCCUGCUGAUAUUACCGUAUUAUUUCGAAAUUAUUCGACUGCGGAACCACCUCCUAUAGAAUUACUUCGUAAUCCACAAUUCUUAGAACUAUUAGUUGAUGCACUUUUUAAACCGGGUGUAAAAAUUAAUCCGGAGCAUAAGUCUAAAUACAUAUAUUUAUUAGCUUAUGCAGCUAGUGUAUGUGAUAUUCCAGCCAAGAAGACGCAUUCACGGAAAUUAAAUAAGGAUGAAUUAAAAACAACUAUUCAAGCUAUAGAAAAAGUCCAUAACAUUUGUAACAUUAAUAAAGGAUCUACUGAAUUGAUAGCAGAAUUACAAACUUUAUAUCAGUGCAUAAGAUUUCCUGUUGUAAGUGUAGGUAUAAUUAGAUGGGUGGAGUGUACUGUAACUGAACCAUCAUAUUUUAAAUUGUGCACAGAACAUUGUCCUGUACAUCUUGCAUUACUUGAUGAAGUUGUAGUUUGCCAUUCUUUACUGCAUCCAAAAGUGUUACAACUUCUUGUACAGUUAUUUGAAAGUAAACAAGACGAACUGGAAAUACUUGUGCAGUUGGAAAUGAAAAAAAUGUUAAUUGAUAGAAUGGUGAACUUAUUAAGUAGAGGUUGCGUGGUACCAGUAGUGUGUUACAUCAAACAGUGUUGGCAACGUGGAGACACAGAUGUAUCGUUAAUUAGAUAUUUUGUUACAGAGGUUUUAGAAGCAAUAGCUCCACCAUAUACAGCUGAAUUUAUUCAUUUAUUUCUUCCUAUGGUUGAAGAUGAAGAAAUUACAGGUACAAUGCGUGGUGAUAGCGACAAUGAUCUUGUUUCAGAAUUUAUAGUACACUGUAAAGCACAUUGCCCGACUAUAAGAUGAUCUAUCGCAAGGAAGGUGGAUUAAAUGAAAGAAGCUCAUAAUAUUAUUAGAUAUUUUUACUUCAUAUAAGAAUGUUGAAUUGCUAUAUAUAAAUUCUUUCUAUACUAUUUUAUUAGAUCCUUUUCUGAUUUCAUAUACAAUAUCCAAGGAUAUGUAUAUAUAUAUUUGAAGAGUUGGAUGAGUUUUUCCUCGAUCUGUGAUAUCAUAAUUUAUGGAUUUUCUGCAACAAAAAUAACAAAAUGUAAUUUUUGUAACUUACCAAAUUUUUUAAAUAAAUGAAUAAAAUUAAACAAG
Molecule: messenger RNA, 2350 nt
Organism: Bombus huntii
Lineage: Eukaryota; Metazoa; Arthropoda; Insecta; Hymenoptera; Apidae
Gene: TH1
Product: negative elongation factor D
Exons: 12
Coding region: 314-2056 (580 amino acids)
Biological process (GO): negative regulation of transcription elongation by RNA polymerase II
Cellular component (GO): NELF complex; nucleus
Molecular function (GO): RNA binding
Source: RefSeq, a predicted model, not a curated record